Messenger RNA from Octopus bimaculoides (California two-spot octopus), 6823 nucleotides. RefSeq names its product activating signal cointegrator 1 complex subunit 3. Gene Ontology annotation, molecular function: ATP hydrolysis activity; ATP binding; nucleic acid binding. The record is from RefSeq and is a predicted model, not a curated record. Lineage: Eukaryota; Metazoa; Mollusca; Cephalopoda; Octopoda; Octopodidae.
GUAACCGAUUGCAAUUUCUCCGGUGUUGUGUGCACAUGCGUGUAAGGUAAACGUUAACAAGUUGGAAGCAGGCGACACUUACCAUAAGACUUUCAUGCUAUAGGUCUUCUUAACCCUUUUGGUACUGACCCUCCUAAAACUGCCCUGAUUCUGUGAUGCAAAAUUCAUAUCUAAAAACUUCCAAGAAAAUUUCAUGUUAAUUUAUGCUCCACACACCAGCUUCAUAAUGACAAAAUGGCUUCCGUUGCCUGUGAUACUCUUCCACGCCUGAGUAGUGCAUUGCGAGCCUUCUCCAAUGUAUCAGCUGAAGUAUCUACAUAUGAUAAAAGAAACAGAGAAUUAUUCAGCAAAAGGCUCCGAAGGGCCAAAGAACAGAAUGAAGAAGAAAGUUGGUCCAAGCUGGUUACUAUUAUAAAGAAAAAUGCCAUUGUUGACCAGGCAGAAUUGCAAGUAUCUUUAAAAGAACUGAAAGACAGAGCAAAAGAUAUUGUUGGUCAUGAUUCAAACAUGGAAACAAUAGAAAGUGCUGCUUUUUUUCUUUUCCAAACAUUCCAAAAUGUUCAAAUGGUUGGACAUAGUGAAAGUGUAAAGUUGCGUAGCAUAUUUGGUCCUUUUCCAGCCACCGUAGCAUCUUCAGCUUGUCAAAUAGUUUCCAGAAUUACAUCAUGGCUUCCUGAAUACUCUGCUGAUUUGUUUGCAUAUUCUAAUUCUUGUGAAAAAAAUUCUGAAAAACAGAAUGAAGAAUUUGGAAACAAUGUGAAAUUUUCUGUUGAGCCUUUGAUUUCAGUGGAAAUGAAUUAUUCAAGCUCAGAAUCUGAGGAUGAAGUUGAUUCUAGUCUGUUGUCAUUGAAAUACCAAUGUAACAAAGAUCAAACUGCUUUAAGGACACCAGAUGGUAAAGCAGAUUCAAAACAAGACAAUUUCAAUACUUCAGCGUUAAUAUCUGAAGUGAAAAAGCAUUUUAACAAUGAAAGCUACGUUCUUGGAAUGACAAUUGAAAAUCUUUGUUCUAACCUCUUUGACUUUCUAUCAUCUUCCAAAUCUGAUGAUGCUCUACAGAAUGAUCUCUUCGAAUUCCUUGGCUUUGAUCAAUUUGAGUUAAUAGAAAAUCUUCUGAAGAAUCGCAACAAAUACCUCGAUGAUGCAAUUUUAGUGAACAAGGGACACAAGGCUCUUUCAGUUGCUAGGAAAAGAAAUGUAGAUGGUCCUUCUCGACCCAUCUAUGGAUGCCAAGUUACAGUACAGACUGAAGAAGAAAAACAACUGAUGAAAAUGAUUCGAAGAGAAGAGAAAAAAAGUGCUCGAAAAGAAUGCAUUGGAAACGAAAAUAACAGUACAAGCUUUGAUCCUUCAGAAAUGAGAGCUCAAAGAGAAGCAGCUCUAUUAUAUGCUCAGAGUAAUCAAAUAUUAACCAAACGAUCUGCAACAGUUGGUCAAACCAAAGAAAGCCUUCCAUUUGUGUUUGAUUCUUUAGCAGAAGCAAGAAAAUCAUCGGCUUUUGUUGGGAGUUGUAAAAUGUCUCUACCUAUUGGAUUUGAACGCAUUGAUAGAAAGAUGUUUGAAGAAGUUCAUAUUCCUGCAUCAGAAAAGGCUCCUCUUCACAUUGGUAAAAAACUUGUCAGCAUUGAUGAUUUAGAUGAGGUUGGAUCAAUGGCCUUUAAAGGUAUGAAGACACUAAAUCGAAUACAAUCAAUUGUUUAUGAGACUGCAUACAAGACAAAUGAAAAUCUUUUAAUCUGUGCUCCCACUGGAGCUGGAAAGACAAACAUCGCUAUGCUUACUGUUAUUAGAGUGUUGAAACAAAACAUUGUACAAAAUGUAAUCCGAAAAGACCAAUUUAAGAUUAUUUAUGUUGCACCUAUGAAAGCACUUGCUGCUGAAAUGGUGAGGAACUUUGGUAAACGACUAGAACCACUUGGAAUAACUGUCCGUGAAUUGACUGGAGAUAUGCAAUUGACCAAACAAGAAAUUGUCAAUACUCAGAUGUUAGUCACUACUCCUGAAAAAUGGGAUGUGGUUACACGUAAAGGAACAGGAGAUGUGUCUUUAUCUCAGUUAGUAAAACUGCUUAUUAUAGAUGAGGUCCAUUUGUUGCAUGAUGACAGAGGUGCUGUCAUUGAAAGCUUAGUUGCCAGAACUCUGCGGCAGGUGGAGGCUACACAGAGUAUGAUAAGAAUUGUUGGUCUAUCUGCAACAUUACCAAAUUAUUUAGAUGUUGGACGAUUUCUCAGAGUUAACCCUGCACUUGGAUUAUUUUUCUUUGAUGGUAGAUUCCGGCCAGUCCCACUGGAACAGUCUUUCAUAGGAAUCAAGUCAAUAAACAAAAUGCAGCAGUUACAAGAUUUUAACACUGUUUGUUAUGAGAAAGUUCUUGAUCAAGUAAAGAAAGGAUACCAGGUGAUGGUAUUUGUCCAUGCUCGCAAUGAAACCUUACGAACAGCAAAGGUUCUGAGAGAACUAGCUCUGAAUAGUGAUAAUAUUCAUUUGUUUGCACCUCAAGGAAGGAGAAGUGGUCUUCCUGGCCACAAUCCCCAAAAUCGACAUCUUCAAGAAUUGUUCCCUGAUGGAUUUGGUAUACAUCAUGCUGGAAUGCUUCGUCAGGAUCGUAAUUUGGUUGAAAAGUAUUUUUCUGAAGGUUCCAUAAAAGUCUUAGUGUGUACAGCAACUUUGGCCUGGGGUGUGAAUUUACCUGCUCAUGCUGUCAUCAUCAAGGGAACUCAAAUCUAUGAUGCCAAGAAAGGUUCUUUUAUUGACAUUGGCAUACUUGAUGUUUUGCAAAUAUUUGGACGUGCUGGACGACCCCAGUUUGAUACUUUUGGUCAUGGAACUAUCAUAACUACUCAUGACAAACUUGCUCAUUACCUGUCUCUUAUGACACGACAAAAUCCUAUAGAAAGUCAGUUUAUUACAAGCCUAACUGAUAAUUUGAACGCUGAGAUUGCUCUUGGUACAGUUUCUAAUGUAGAAGAUGCAGUGAAGUGGCUCAGCUACACUUAUUUAUUUGUGAGAAUGCGAUGUAAUCCAAUGGUUUAUGGGAUACCUUAUAACAAAUUGGAGGAGGAUCCCAAUCUGUAUUUGUACAGGAAAAAACUUGUUUACGAUGCUGCUCGUAAUCUGGAUAAGACACAAAUGAUUCGUUUCAGUGAAGUAACAGAGAACUUUUCUUCAACAGAUCUUGGAAGAAUUGCAAGUCAUUUCUAUAUUAAAUAUGCUACAGUUGAGACUGUAAAUGAAUUUUUCCUUCCACAAAUGUCUGAGAAUCAAGUGCUCAAUAUAGUAUCAAAGGCCCAAGAAUUUGAACCAAUUAAGGUUCGCAAAGAAGAAUUGGAAGAACUUGAAAGGCUUCACAUUGAAGACUGUGUAAUGCCUGUUGCAUUAGGAUUGGAAAAUGCUCCUGGCAAAGUUAAUAUCCUUAUUCAAUCAUAUGUAUCACGUGUGAGCCUUGAAAAUUUCUCAUUGGUUUCUGAUCAAGCAUUUGUGGCUCAGAAUGCUGCCCGCAUUGUUCGUGCACUUUUCCAAAUUGCUUUGCGCAAAGGGUGGCCCAUUAUGGCUAAUCGUUUACUAAAUCUUUGUAAAACAAUUGAUAAACGCCAGUGGCAAUUUGAGAAUCCUCUGAGGCAGUUUCAAAAUAAUUUGCCAUAUGAAGUUCUUAACAAGAUUGAGAAAGCAAACUUAAAUCUUGACAAAAUGAGAGAAAUGACUUCAAAAGAAAUUGGUCUCAUGAUACAUCACCAGAAAAUGGGAAGUAAUGUGAAAAGAUGUGUCCAUCAGAUACCAUAUCUUGAUUUGGAUGCUACAAUACAACCAAUUACACGCACUGUACUUCGAGUCAGAUUAAAUAUUAAACCAGAAUUUCACUGGGAUGAUAAGAUACAUGGAAAAACUGGUGAGCCUUUCUGGGUUUGGGUAGAAGACCCAGAUAAUAACUUUAUUUACCAUUCUGAAAGUUUUCUUUUACACAAGAAGAGUGUUGUUGCUAUGGAGCCACAAUCAAUGGUUUUUACUAUUCCAAUAUUUGAACCAUUACCAAAUCAGUACUACAUUCACAUUUGUUCAGAUCGUUGGAUUGGCUCUGAGAAUGUUUUGCCAAUAUCUUUUCAACAUUUGAUCCUUCCUGAAAGGCAUCCUCCUCACACAAAGCUUUUGGAUUUGAAUCCAUUACCAAAGACUGCUUUGAAAAACAAAGAAUAUGAAGACUUAUAUAAAUUUAGUCACUUCAAUCCAGUGCAGACACAAAUUUUUCACACACUUUACCACACUGACUCCAACAUUCUUUUAGGAGCACCAACAGGUUCUGGCAAAACAGUUGCUGCAGAAAUUGCAAUCUUUAGAGUGUUCCAGGUUUACAAGAAGGCUAAGGCUGUUUACAUUGCACCACUAAAAGCUUUAGUCAGAGAAAGAAUAACUGAUUGGAAAGUGAGAAUUGAACAGAAACUGGGUAAAAAAGUGGUUGAAUUAACUGGAGAUUUUACUCCUGAUAUGAAAUCAAUUGCUAAUGCUGACCUUAUUGUGACAACACCUGAGAAAUGGGAUGGUGUUAGUCGAAGCUGGCAAACAAGAACUUAUGUCAAAGAUGUAGCUUUGUUGGUUAUUGAUGAAAUUCAUCUUCUUGGUGAUGACCGUGGCCCAGUUUUGGAGGUUAUUGUGUCUCGAACCAACUUCAUAUCAUCUCACACAGAAAGAAAUGUUCGAAUUGUUGGUUUGUCUACAGCAUUAGCCAAUGCUAGAGAUCUUGCUGAUUGGCUUGGAAUCAAACAAAUGGGCUUAUUUAAUUUUAGACCAUCUGUACGUCCAGUUCCUCUAGAGGUACAUGUUUCUGGAUUCCCAGGGCAACAUUAUUGUCCACGAAUGGCUUCUAUGAACAAACCAGUCUUCAAUGCAAUCAAAACUCAUUCAUCAACCCGUCCCGUUUUGAUAUUUGUGUCAUCACGAAGGCAAACCCGUUUGACUGCUCUAGAUUUAAUUGGAUUUCUGGCAAAUGAAGACAAUCCAAAACAGUGGCUGCAGAUGCCUGAUGAAGAGAUGGAUAAUAUCUUGCUUGGUGUCCAUGAUGUCAACUUGAAACUAACUCUGGCAUUCGGUUGUGGUCUUCAUCAUGCUGGCUUACAAGAGAAAGAUCGAAAAAUUGUUGAAGAAUUAUUUGUCAAUCAAAAAAUUCAAGUCCUCAUUGCUACCAGCACACUGGCUUGGGGCGUCAAUUUCCCAGCUCAUUUAGUUAUCAUUAAAGGAACAGAAUACUAUGAUGGUAAAACCAGGCGUUAUGUGGAUUUUCCAAUUACAGAUGUUCUACAGAUGAUGGGCCGUGCUGGAAGACCUCAAUUCGAUGCUCAAGGUACUGCUGUGAUAUUGGUUCAUGACAUAAAGAAACAUUUUUACAAAAGGUUUUUGUAUGAACCCUUUCCUGUUGAAUCAAAUCUGUUGUCUGUCCUAGCAGAUCACAUGAAUGCUGAAAUUGUCUCAGGAACUGUCAAUUCAAAACAAGAUGCUAUGGAUUACAUCACUUGGACAUAUUUUUUCCGUCGACUUGUAAUGAAUCCCAGCUACUAUGAAUUGGAUGACACAGAUUACAGCUCUAUCAAUAAAUACUUGUCUGAAUUAGUGGAGAAAUGUGUUUACGAUUUGAGCCAGUCAUACUGCAUUGGAAUUGAUGAGAAUAAUUCCAGAAUCCAGCCAACUACCCUUGGGAGAAUAGCAUCUUAUUAUUACUUGAGCCAUAAAACUCUCAGGAUGUUCCAUGAAGAACUCAGUGAAGUUUGUGGAAUACCCGAACUUAUCAAAAUCUUGUCUAAUUCACAUGAAUAUGCUGAAUUACCUGUUCGUCACAAUGAAGAUCAGCAAAACAGUGAACUUGCUCAACAGUUACCAUUGGAAGUAAGUCCUCAUACAAUGGACUCAUCACAUACAAAGACAAACCUACUCCUUCAGGCUCAUUUCUCCUCUCUGACACUACCCUCCUCUGAUUAUUACACUGACACGAAAUCUGUUCUUGACCAAGCAAUUAGAAUUCUUCAGGCUCUUCUUGAUACCAGUGCUGAUCAAGGGUGGCUUGUGACUAGUAUGUGUAUCAUCAACCUACUUCAAAUGGUUCUACAAGGACAUUGGUGUCAUGAGUCAACCUUACUUUGUUUGCCUCAUGUUAUGACUUAUCAUUUGGAGUGUUUCAGGAAACCUAACGGUAAUUUAAUUGAAUGUUUACCGGAAUUAAUGGCAUUGUGUGAUGGCAAGUUCGAAGUGUUGUUUUCAAUGUUGAAAGAGGAAAUGCGUCGAGCCCAUAUUGAACAGGUGUAUCAAGUCCUAACAAAACUACCACAGCUGGAAGUCAAGAUGCAUCUAAAAAAGAAUGUAUCAGAUAAUGGUGCAGAAGACAGUCAGACAGUAGAAAUUGCCAUUACUGCAGGAGGGCACCGUAAUUCAAAACAGUGGAUCAAAGUGAAUGCUGAUCAAGAAUAUACUUUACAAUUGGAGUUAAGCAAAAUUAAUAAAACAAAAAAACCUGACACUAAAGCUUAUGUUCCCAAAUUUCCUAAAGGUAAAGACGAAGGGUGGAUAUUAAUUUUAGGAGAGAUAGAAUCACAGGAACUCAUUGCUUUAAAAAGAGUUGCUUAUGUACGCUAUCAUAGCCGGCCUCAGCUAGCCUUCUUCACUCCGGAAAAACCUGGUCGUUUCAUUUACACAUUCUACCUGAUGAGUGAUUCAUACCUGGGACUAGAUCAGCAAUAUGAUAUCUUCUUGGAAGUAUUGCCUUCAUAAUGUAUAUAUGGUUUAAGAAAAAAUGAAAAUGAAUAAUCAGAAACUUUGUUAUUAAAAGACUUUGCUGAAUAAA